UUCCGCAGUUCUGCGUGGGACGCUGCUCGCUCCGCACACGUUUACGUCGCACGGAACGGAAAAUCGCGUCCGAUUUUUUGUUUUCUUUUUUUUCCUGAAAACUCCGCGUUCGUGUCCUGCGGCAGAGUUGUGUUUCACCUCAAACGACGAAAUUGUGGCCCCCCCCCCCCCCCCAGUUUCGUCCUCCCGAUAAAUAAUUUUCCGGAGGCAGCGCGAGCCGUUGGGCGACGAGAGGUCGCGGUCCAGACGAGGAACGAGCGGGCGUUCGACGAUCGAAAAUCGUGAUAUUUGACGGCAGUGAAAGUCGCUGGAAACAACCAGAGGCUGCGAUCGUCCCAACAACUUGUGUUGCUAUUCCUCCAUCAUGGCAGAAGCUCACUCAGCUGUUGCCUUCAGCUUUUCCAUAACCCACGAAGGGUGGGACGUAAACUUCGAUCGCGAAGUCUUGCAUCUCGUUUGGCAGUCUGGAAUCCGUUCUUGGAAAAAACGGUUCUUCAGAUUUCAGAACAAUAUAAAGAACGGCGUGUAUCCAGCUUCUCUACAAAGUCUCUGGCUCACGGCCGCUAUAGUAGCAGCAAUUCACUUUGUAGGUUACAAAGUUCCGUACGACCUCGUAGGCAAAGUAGCCCCGUACCUUCCAGGGUCUUCCAUAACAGCUCAUCUAGCCGGAUCGUUUCUAGUCGCUGUUUUAUUAUGGCUGUUUGUAAUAUACACUAUUCGGUACACGCUGAAGCUCUUGCUGAUCUACAAAGGAUGGAUGUACGAAUCUCGCGGUAAGGGAAGUUCUAUUUCGUUGAAGACGAAACUUUGGGUCGCGGGAGUCAAGCUUCUAUCCGGAUGGAGUUUGCCCAUGUUGUACAGUUUCCAGGGGUCCCUACCCAGACUUCCACUACCCUCCGUCGAGGACACGAUACAGAGAUAUCUGCGAAGCGUUCGUCCACUUUUGAACGACGAGGACUACGCCAGGAUGGAACGACACUCGAAUGAAUUCAAAUCUGGGAUCGCGGUGAAGCUGCAACGCUACCUAAUCCUGAAGUCGUGGUGGUCGACUAACUACGUUUCCGAUUGGUGGGAGGAGUAUGUUUACCUGCGUGGAAGAUCGCCUCUCAUGGUGAACUCUAACUUCUAUGGAAUCGACGCUAUCCUGAUGCACCCAACAAAGGUGCAGGCUGCCCGUGCCGCCACUACCAUCCAUUCGUGUUUGCAGUACCGCAGGCUCAUCGAACGACAAGAACUUGAACCGAUUCUGGUGCAAGGUAUAGUGCCACUGUGUUCGUGGCAAUACGAAAGAUUGUUCAACACCACAAGAAUUCCGGGUAUCGAAACGGACAAAAUAGUACACGUACAGGAUUCGAAGCACAUCGUGGUCUACCACAAAGGAAGAUACUUCAAAGUCCUGAUCUACCACAGACACCGGAUCUUGCAUCCGUGCGAGAUCGAACAACAAAUACAGCAAAUCCUCGACGACCAGUCACCGCCUGCCGUAGGCGAGGAAAAGCUGGCUGCACUUACUGCUGGUGAAAGGUCAGUGUGGGCCAGAGCUCGUGCAGAAUAUUUUAGCAAAGGUAUAAAUAAAGCGUCGCUAGAUCUCAUCGAAAAGGCAGCUUUCGUCGUGGCUCUGGAUGACAUUCCGUACGAGUUUGACCAGGCUCAUCCUGAAAAAUUGGAUCAUUACGGUAGAAUCUUGUUACAUGGAAAGGGAUAUGACAGAUGGUUCGACAAAUCCUUCACGCUUUGUAUCGGAUCUAAUGGAAGGAUCGGUUUUAACGCGGAGCAUGCGUGGGCAGAUGCGGCUGUGGUGUCACACUUGUGGGAGUAUGUGGUAUCGGAAGAAGCCAUGAAUAUAGAGGCUGAUGCUCCCGUGAUGGGACACCUUUGGGAAUACUGUGUUGCUACUGAGGCGGAGACUGGAUACACAAAAGACGGGCGGUCCAUUGGCACACCCGAAUUCACGCCUCCGGCUCCAGCGCAUCUUCAAUGGGACAUGACACCCGAAUGUCUGAAGGCUAUCGAGGGUUCUUAUUCGGUUGCUGAAAGGUUGUUGAACGACGUGGACUUACGCAUCUACGUCCACGACGCUUAUGGCAAAGGUUUUAUGAAGAUCUGUCGCGUGUCUCCAGACGCUUACAUACAAAUGGCUCUUCAGCUAGCCUAUUACAGAGACGCAGGCAAAUUUAGUCUGACCUACGAGGCUUCGAUGACCAGACUAUUUCGCGAAGGUAGAACCGAGACUGUUCGGCCCUGUACUAUCGAGUCUGCGGCAUGGGUGAAAGCAAUGGAGGAUAAAUCCUCGCCGGUGGAAGAGAGGUUCAAACUGCUCAUGAAGGCAGCCGCUCGCCACCAGAUAGGUUAUCAGGACGCCAUGUGUGGAAAGGGAAUCGAUCGGCAUCUGUUCUGCUUGUACGUUGUGUCGAAAUACCUGGAGGUUGAUUCUCCGUUCCUGAAGGAAGUCUUGAGUGAGCCCUGGAAGCUGUCGACGUCUCAAACGCCCCACGGACAGACAUCGAGAUUGAAUUUGAAAAAAUAUCCCAACUGCAUAUCCGCUGGUGGUGGGUUUGGCCCUGUCGCUGACGACGGUUACGGUGUAUCGUACAUCAUUGCCGGGGAGGAUAUAAUUUUCUUCCAUAUUUCUAGCAAAAAAAGUUCUCCCGAUACGAACUCCGCAUUGUUUGCCAAUCGGAUAGAGAAGGCCCUCGCCGACAUGAGGGACUUGUUCCUUCAGUACAAAAAGUCGCAGCAACACAAAAACGGUUCGACGUAAAGGUAUCGAGAAAUUUAUAGGAAGUUCCUUUUCUCCGCUGAGUUUACAUCAAAACAUUAGAGUGAUUUUCAAUUGCAACAACAUUCUCCGAGUUGACGUUUAAUCAAUUCCUGUUGAUUGAUGUAAAUAUAGUUUGUUGAUAGGUAUUUCUAUUGAUACAUAGACAAACUUUUUUUUUAGAUAGAAAGAUAAUUAGAAAUCGAGAUAGACUGGAAAAGUAAGGUUUUAUCUUUUCGUCGUCUUUGAGGCGAAACCCUAACCUACAAUUUGUUAAAUGUUAUCCUCGUGGAAUUAUGUCAUUAACGACACUAAAACUUAUUGACUUGAAUAGUGGUAGAGACAUAAAUCGCAAGACUCGUACGUAGCUUCGCACAUACCAUAAAAAAUUAUGUGAUCUGCCGUUUAUUGAAAUAGGCCUCGCUUGAUUUUGAAAAAAAAACAAACAAACAAACAAAUUAACGAAAACCAGACAAAUCAUUGAUAAUAACGAUAAAAUAAUAGAAUAAGUGAAAUUUUAGUUGUAAAUAUAUAAACAUUCAUCAGGUAUUAUAUCGCCACACUUUGUAUUCAUCAUAGUAUUCAUCAUGGUACGCAAUGACCUCUUGUACAAUAUACAACGUAAUCGUUUUGAAAAAAAAAAAUCAAAUUACGGCGGCUCAUGUUGAUUUCAGGCAGGCAAAUAUAUAUAUAUUUAUAUAUGUAUAUAAAAUAUACACUCGUAUAUACAUAUAUAUAUAUAUUUUUUUCUUUUUUUUAAUCUUAGAAAAAUAUUUGAAAACGUACAAUUGUUAUCACAUCAAAAUGAGAUGAUGUCAUUAUUUUUUGUUGUUCCCCCCCUCCAUCUCUUUUAUUAGAAAGUUUUUAUUAUAUCUCAUGUGUACAAAAGAUAUACUAUAAAAGAUUUCUAACGAUCAAUGCAAUUUUGCUUUAGAAAAAGAGUAAUAAAAUAAAAUAAAAAGAACUAGAGGAAAAACAAAUAACCAUACGAUUUACAUCGAUAAACAAGUUUGUAAAAAUGAUUAUUGUAAUUAUUGUAAUCAUAAUAAUUAUUAUUAAUAUUUCUUUUCUUUGCGAUCCAGUCUCAUGCGGUGUGUGGUACGACGUUGAUGAAAGUAGAGCAGUUUUUUCAGUUUUCACGAGAGAUCGAAAAUUGAAAAAGAAAUAAUAAUAAUAAUAAUAAUAAUCAUCAUUAACUUUGACUGCGCAAUUUUAAUUUUUUUUUUCGUUUCUUUCUUGUCAUCGUAAACGCGAAGCAGUAUAAAUAUGAAACGUAACGAUAGAAAAAGAAGAAGAAGAAUGAAAGAGAAGAAAAAAAAAAAUUUCAUACUUCGUAACUUAAGUUCUGUUAGAUUUAAAAUUUAUUGAUGACGAGAUGGUUUUACAUAACGAACACCGAUACACCCCUAUAUAAAUAUAUGUAUACACAAUCGUACGUAUAUUAUAUUGAAUAUUUUUUUUUGUUUAAAUAUCAUAAAUGUAUACCGAACAAGGGAUAUGCCAACUUCACCUCGAAGAUACGACCUUUCACAUGAGAAUAAUGAAUAAAUAAAUGAAUAAAAAAGGCACUUCUUCCUCGCUGGUCAUGUUUUUGAGGUGAGAGCGGCCCCUUUGAAUUGUUAUUGCGAAUCACGAAAAUUUGUGACUGUUGAAAAAAUUUUUUUAUAAGAGAGUCAAUCGAUUAUAACCUACGCGCAACCUAUCAAUGCAAAAAGAAAAUAAUAAUAUUUAAAUUUAUACAUAAUUUUAUACGUGGGAGUUUAUUGUCAAUAAUGUAUUUCUUAAUAGUAUAAUCGAGUGGUAUUUGGUGCUCUUUAAACCAGUUUACGUAUCAUGUGGUGUGGAUUUUCCAUUCUAUACGCUAAAAGUCUGUUUAAGUGAUCGUCAAAUCUUUAUUAAUUUGCUUAUCGUAACUUGUAUAAUAGGUGAAAAAAAAAGAAAGAUUAAUAAUAAUAAUUGAAUUGAUCCAAUGUAAGAAAUACACUACUGAUUUUUGGAAUAAAAUUGAUGUUUAUUUGUUUAA
Molecule: messenger RNA, 4781 nt
Organism: Athalia rosae (coleseed sawfly)
Lineage: Eukaryota; Metazoa; Arthropoda; Insecta; Hymenoptera; Athaliidae
Gene: whd
Product: carnitine O-palmitoyltransferase 1, liver isoform
Exons: 16
Coding region: 365-2761 (798 amino acids)
Biological process (GO): carnitine metabolic process; fatty acid metabolic process
Cellular component (GO): mitochondrion
Molecular function (GO): carnitine O-palmitoyltransferase activity
Source: RefSeq, a predicted model, not a curated record